Molecule: messenger RNA, 924 nt
Organism: Scleropages formosus (Asian bonytongue)
Lineage: Eukaryota; Metazoa; Chordata; Actinopteri; Osteoglossiformes; Osteoglossidae
Product: octapeptide-repeat protein T2-like
Exons: 3
Coding region: 23-874 (283 amino acids)
Source: RefSeq, a predicted model, not a curated record
GUUGUCAGACGCGAACUUGCAGAUGCCGAGGAGAUGGGAGCCCGGUCCUCCUGCCCAGGGCACCUUCCGUCAGUCUCAUCCCACCGAGCUCCGAAGCGCCCCUUCCCACGGAACCCUGCGGCUCAAGACGGGCUCGGAUCCGGGGCUUCUGUCUCCCGCGCGCGGAUCACUGAGCAGCGGGACGGGCACGAGCUCCGGCGUCCGUCAGAGCGCGCGGGCGCGGGCGCGAGGGCGAGCGGGAGCGGGAGCGGGAGCGCUGCUGCAGUCCCCCGGAGCCGGAGCCGCGACCUCCUUCAUGCGGCAAAGCGGGCAGGAGGAGCAUCCACAGCUGGAGGAGAGAACCCGGCGGGAUGUGUGCAGAUGUGGCCACGGGCGGGCGGGCGGGCGGGCGGGGUGGGGGUGGGAGCGGGGAGGAGGGGGGGUGGGGGGCUGGUGGGGGGAGCGAGAGAAGCGCAGGACGGGCGCGAUGCGAUGGGCUCUUUCUCGAAGAGAUCCGGAGCGCGCGCGGGCGACAGCCGGUCCGGAGCGCGCGGAGAAGAAGCGGUCCAGAGAUUCGGGAGUCCGUUCGGCGGAGAUGAUGAGCUGGAGCGACGGGAGGGAGAAGAAGGAGGAGAGAGAGAGAGAGAGAGAGAGAGAGGGAGAGAGAGAGAGAGGAGGAGGAGGAUGCGGCCACGGUCCGCUUUGCCGAGAUCCUCCUCGGGGAGCCGAGAUGCUCACGGAGGAGAGCAGAGGAGGAAAGGAGGAGGACCGGAGCAGCAGCACGGAGGAGGAGGAGCAGGAGGAGGAGGAGGAGGAGGAGGAAAAGGCUGACGAUGUGCCAGCGCGGAGAUCCUCCUCGAUCUUCUGCAGGUCCGACGCCACCAGGAAAGAAUGAGAAAAACAUGCACAGAUGCCCCGUUUCCUCUCAGACCAUCGCCAGAGACA